CCGGGAAAUGAGAUUACCAGACAAAAAUACUAGUACUACCAUUGUUUUUGAAUUUAAUCCACCAAUGAACAAAAAUGAGCCUGAAAUUAGGGGAUAUCGUUGCGCCCACCUACACUAGGCGGUUUGUAUAUGGGCCAAGAAAGCGGGGGCGCUGAGCUGAGAUAGCGAAGGGCCAGGGCAUGGCGCAUGCAAUCACCCGAUCCAUCUCCAUGCCCGUCUGUUCCACCUCUAUCUCCCUCCCUCUCAACCGAUCUCCCCCCUCUCCACCCCCAAAUCGCACAGCCCUAACAGGAACUAAUCUCUCCCAAAUCCCAGCCCUAGCAAUUGCCUCCCAAUGGUGGCAGCAGCCCAAGCGUGAAGCGGCAGGCCUGAUCGACCUUCUCCCAAAACUUGCUCUCGCUCCUCCAGUUAAAUCAUGACUGCGCAGCCAAAGAAGAAAACUGUAGUGGAAAGUGGUGAUGGAGGUCUUGGUCUGGGCCUCGCUGCGUUUAUUGCCAAUGGCGAGGAUUUGGGUCCCAUCAUCCGGCACGGAUUCGAGUCUGGCAAACCUGAAGCCCUCACACAUAACCUCAAAAAUAUCGGGAAGAAGAAAGAAGUUGAGAUCGAAGAGCUAUGCAGGCUUCACUAUGAGGAUUUCAUCCUUGCCGUCGACGAAUUGCGUGGUGUGUUGGUCGAUGCCGAGGAGCUAAAGAGCUUGUUGUCUGGUGAGAACUCCCACCUACAGGAUGUUUCUACUGCCCUGCUGCUGAAGCUUGACGAGCUCCUUGAGUUAUAUUCAGUUAAGAAAAAUGUAGGCGAGGCCAUGACGAAAUUGAAGAUAUGUGUCAAGGUCAUUGGCCUGUGCAUUGAAUGCAACGGUUACAUCGCAGAGGCUAAGUUUCGUCCUGCACUCAAGACUUUGGACUUGAUUAAGGGCUGCCUGCAAAAUAUUCCUGUCAAGCUUCUUAAAAAGGUAGUUGGGAGACAGAUACCGUUGAUAAAGUUGCACAUUGAGAAGAAAGUUUGUAGCGAGUUCAAUGAUUGGCUUGUUCAUAUCAGAAGAAUGGCUAAGCAGAUCGGGCAGGUCUCAAUAGGCCAGGCCUCUUUGGCUCGCCAAAAAGAUGAGGGAAUGCGUGCUCGGCAGAGGGAGGCUGAAGAACAUAGCCAUGCUGGACCAGAUGAGCAUAUGUAUACCUUGGAUGUGGAGAAUACGGAUGAGGAAACAACACUAGAUUUUGAUCUCACGCCUGUGUAUCGAGCACACCACAUUCACAUAUGUCUCGGUAUUGGAGAGAAGUUUCGGGAUUAUUACUACAAGAACAGGCUCAUGCAACUCAACCUGGACAUGCAAAGUUCCACUUCACAGCCCUUCCUUGAGUCUCAUCAGCCCUUUCUUGCACAGGUAGCUGGGUUUUUUAUCGUUGAAGAACGUGUCCUGCGAACUGCAGAUGGAAUGCUGACUGAGAGCCAAGUCGAGUCAACAUGGGAGACGGCCAUUGCUAAGAUUACAGCUAUAUUAGAGAACCAGUUUUCUCGCAUGGUUAUGGCCAGCCACCUCCUCCUGAUAAAAGAUUAUAUCACUCUUCUAGCUGCAGUUCUAAAGAAGUAUGGUUAUCAAACCUUGCAACUGAUUGAAGUUCUUGAUAAAAGCAGGAACAAAUACCACCAACUGCUUCUUGCUGAGUGUCGGAAGCAGGUAGAUGAGGUCCUUGCUAAUGAUUCAUAUGAGCAGAUGGUUAUAAAGAAGGAAUACGAGUACAACAUGAAUGUCACAGCAUUUCAUCUAGAGCCAAGUGAAGUGACCCCAGACUUCCCAUACGUGGCACCAUUCUCCGCCUCUGUUCCGGAUGUCUGUCGUAUCGUCCGGUCCUUCGUUGAGGAUUCAGUCAACUACUUGUCCUAUGGUGGUGACAUGAACCUCUAUGACGUGGUGAAAGGUUACCUAGACAGGCUACUGAUUGAGGUAUUAAAUGACUGUCUUCUGAACAGGAUGUAUGCUCGCUCAUUGGCCAUGUCACAGAUGAUGCAACUCGCAGGAAAUAUAGCUGUUCUGGAGCAGGCUUGUGAUUUGUUCCUCUUACACUGUGCCCAACAGUGUGGCAUUCCCAAGCGCAUUGCUGAGAGGUCUCGUGCUAGUUUAACCGCUCGAGCUGUCCUUAAAGCUUCCCAGAAUGCAGCAUAUAAUGCUUUAAUAAACAUGGCCAACUCCAAGAUCGAUGAGUUUAUGAUGCUCUUGGACGACGUCAACUGGAUAGUAGAGGAAGCCCCAGACAAUGCAAAUGACUAUAUGAAUGAGGUUCUUAUUUAUCUUGAAACACUAGUAUCAACAGCUCAGGAGAUUUUACCACUAGAAGCUCUAUACAAGGUUGUUUCUGGUGCAGUGAGCCACAUCUCGGACUCUAUAAUGACAACCCUUCUCAAUGACGGUGUGAAAAGGUUCACUGCAAGUGCAGUUGUAGGCCUCGACAUGGACUUGAAUUUGUUGGAGGCAUUUGCAGAUGAAAAAUUUCACGUCACCGGGUUGGCAGAUUUGGGAAAGGAAACGACAUUCAGAGAUUGCGUGGUUGAGAUAAGGCAGCUUGUGAAUCUUCUGCUCAGCAGCCAGCCUGAGAACUUCAUGAAUCCAGUGAUACGGGGGAAGAACUAUGGAUCAUUGGACUACAAGAAGCUUGCAAUCAUCUGUGACAAGUUCAAGGACUCUGCAGACGGGCUGUUUGGGAGUCUUUCCAACCGUAACACAAAGCAGAGCGCUCGCAAGAAGUCUUUGGAUGUUUUGAAGAGAAGGCUGAAGGAUUUUGGCUAAAGUUCUCAUGCAGGCAUUCUUGAUCGAGAACGCAUCCCUGCUACCCUGACUGGAAGUGCACCAUCCCCGGCAAGAAUCUCACAUUCACAGGGGAAACCACCGAAGAAGUUUUCUUGGAAAAGAAAAGGAACACUGAAGAUGUAGCAUGGCUUUCUCUGUUUUUUCUCUCCUUUUGUUUUCCUUUAUCUGAUAUUCGCAAAAAAUAAAUGCCGCUUCCGCGGGCAGUAAUCUUAACCUGGAAAUAUCAUAAAACAGUGAUUAGUUAUUGAAUCCGUAUGGUUUCGUGAA
Brachypodium distachyon (stiff brome) is the source of this 3070-nucleotide messenger RNA. Its product is annotated as exocyst complex component SEC15A. Gene Ontology annotation, biological process: exocytosis; intracellular protein transport; Golgi to plasma membrane transport. NCBI's taxonomy places the organism in Eukaryota, Viridiplantae, Streptophyta, Magnoliopsida, Poales, Poaceae. The record is from RefSeq and is a predicted model, not a curated record. The transcript is spliced from 3 exons. The coding region runs from base 416 to 2782 and encodes 788 amino acids. Gene Ontology annotation, cellular component: exocyst; membrane.